Molecule: messenger RNA, 2646 nt
Organism: Symbiodinium sp. CCMP2592
Lineage: Eukaryota; Dinophyceae; Suessiales; Symbiodiniaceae
Source: the annotation of a GenBank genome assembly
AUGGGACCUUUCCCCGAUCCGCCGCCGAAGGUGCCGGAUGUCCCUCCACCGUGGUCCACCCCCACGCCGCCGCCUGUUCAGUCUGCCCCUACUGCAACUGCAAGGGCACCGUCACCACAACGGAGACCAGAUCCUGUCGGCGCCAGCGCCUGGUCGGGGUAUCAGCCAAAUGUGGCAGCAGCGCCGUUCGAGCAACGUCUGGGAAGGUCGCAGUCUUAUGCAGACCGAGGCAAUUUCGCCCGUCGUGAGGCCUCAGUGCCGGCCAAAUUUCAACACAUCCCUUGUCAUUUAGAGGAAGCCGUGAGUGAAAUGCUUCCCGAUUUGAAAUAUCCAAGACACGAUGGAACCUGGGAUGGCCUUUUCGUGGACUGCACCUUCGGAAGAGGGGGACACACGCGGAAGAUCUUGGAACGGCUGUCGCCUUCGGCGAGGCUCAUCGCCUUCGAUGUCGAUCCAGAGGCAGUCAAAGAAGCCCGGAAGCUUGAGCAGCAGGAUCCAAGAUUUCACAUAGCACACCGCCCUUUUUCGGAGCUGCGCCAGGAACUUGCGGGCCGCAGGAUUGAUGGGAUCAUGAUGGAUCUCGGCGUGUCAAGCCCACAGCUUGACGACCGAGCCCGCGGAUUCAGUGUCACCCAGGAUGCCGACUUGGACCUCCGGAUGAACCAGGACGUGGGGAUCCCCGCUUGGCAAUGGCUCAGGCAGACAUCUACGGAGGAGAUUGCAUGGGUGAUCCGCGAAUAUGGUGAAGAUGGCGAUCCCAUCAUUAGCGAUCGGAUUGCCUACGCCAUCAAAAGAAGGAUCGCCAGUGGACUGGAAGUGCGGACAACAAGGCACCUCGCUGAGCUGGUUCGCAGGGUCAAGAAUAACUGGGAUGACCGCGGCCAGCAUCCAGCGAAGCUGACUUUCCAGGCGAUCCGCGUCCACCUGAACCAGGAGAUGCAGCAGCUUGAUGAUGUGAUGGAUGCAGCCAUGGAGAGUUUGGUUGAUGGCGGCAAGUGCGCCAUCAUAGUCUUCAAGAAGAAGGAGACCGAUGCUGUCGUAUCCUUCGUGCGGCGUCAUGAAGAGCCCUACCAAACAAAUGGCUAUUUGGAUGGCUUGAGUAGGUCCCGCAUGCUAGAGCUUUUCCCCGGCAUGGAAAGCGACAAGAACUGGUGCGUGGAAAUCACGCGAGAUGCUAUGAAGCCGCGUGAAGUAGAUCGUCAGGAGAAUCCACGCACAAGGUCUGCGGUGGUUCUUACUCUCCGGAAGCGAGACAGGGUCGUGAAACAAUUGGAAGGCGUCUCCGUGCGUCCAAACUCCGAGCGAUUCAAGAAGCCUACGCAAAAGCCAAUCUUUGCAGGGACGGACAGCUAUGUCAGCAACGGUGUAGGGCACUCUCGCAAGGAAGAUGUGCCGCCACCGACCGGCGACUGGCUUCAACCCGAGCCAGGCUCCCGCACUCCGCCUGCGCCAAAGCCAUCAGCCUUCCCUCCUGCACGCGCUGCAGGUCACGAGGCCGGCAUCAAUGGCACAAGAGCCUCCACCUUUCCAGGACCAGCUGCGGCGCCCUGUGGCAGCGAGCCCAGGAAUGUCGUUGAAAGGCCACCAAGCAAGUUCCCACCGGCGACGGGGGUCCCUCAAGCGCAGGCAAACGGAACUUCAGGUCCUCCGCAGGCAAACGGCGCGCCUCCAGUGCCGCCGGCGCAGCAGGCCAACGGCGUAGGCCCUGAGGCACCAACCGCACCCGCGCCAGCACCGGCGCCGGCACCGGGGUCUUGGGUUGCUCCCACGCAAACGUCUGCUCCGACACCUGUGCCUGCCCCAACACCUGCACCAGCGCCGGCACCAGCUCCAGCAGCAUGGGUUGCAUCAGCACCGCGGGUUGCGACAGCACCUGCCCCAGCACCACCUGCUCCUGCCCCAGUGCCUGCAGCCGCGCCUGCUGCACCAACCCCAGCACCUGCGCAAGCACAGGCACCAGCGCCGGCACCAGCCCCUGCACCAGCGCCAGCACCUGCACCGGCACCAGCCUCUGCAGCACCAGUGCCGACCCCUGCACCAGCACCAGCCCCUCCAGCACCAGCACCAACCCCUUCGCCAGCGCCAGCGCCGACCCCGUCACCAGCGCCAGCUGCCACCGCAGCAACCCCAGCACCUGCACCAGCACCUGCACCAGCACCUGCACCAGCACCUGCACCAGCACCUUCACCUGCAGCAGCGCCUGCACCAGCACCUGCACCAGCACCUGCGCCAGCGCCAGCGGAAGCGCCAGCAUCCAGCAAUCCUGGGACAGCUGAUGCCAAGGCGACCAUGCCCCAGAAGCAGCCCAGCGAGGAGCCUGCAGCUCCGAGAGCGGGGUCAGCGCCUUCGCGGCCUUCAGACGCUCCACGAGCAGAAGAUUCUGAAGAAAACCGGCCUCCUCCUCCAGAUUUGAAGGAGCUCAAAGUGAGGUUCAUGGAUGGCACCAGCGUGCCAGUGCAGAGCCUGGAAGAAUGCCGUGUCCUGGAAGAUUUGGCUCCGGAUGAGAUCUCUUGCAGGAAAGGAGCUACACUCUGCAUUCUCCGGGCAGAUGAGAAAGAAUUUCCCUGGGCCUUCGGGGUGGAGCCGAGAGGCCGGCUGACUGGCUGGUUCCGGUUGAGCAAGGUCAACAGGUUCUGCGACAUCUAA